AUGAAAACUCCAUACUUUUCUGGAAUAACGGAUGCUCAAACGGGAAGUUUGGCAUUCAGCUCCAAUGAGACAGAUAGCUACUCAAAGAGCAGCAUUUCUGAGCCUCAAUAUCAGAAAAAAGUCAUCUAUUCUUUAAUCAUUUUAAUCUGUAUUCCAGGAAUGAUUGGAAAUGGAAUUGUCAUCCGACUUUUGGGGUGCAAGAUUAAGAGAAAUUCUUUCACUGUCUACAUCCUGAAUUUGGCCAUGGCUGACAGUGGGACUCUACUAUUCCUAUUUCUGAUAGGAAUUCUGUACCUGACUAAGAGAUUGUUUCCCCUAAUAAUAACAGAAAGUUUCAUAUGCACUUAUUGCAUUGGCCAAUUUCUUCUGACAAUCAUCAGCAUUGACCGCUGUUUGGCUCUCUUCUUCCCAAUUUGGUACCGAUAUCGUCAGCCACUACACUUAUCCACCGUACUCUGUGUCUUUUCAUGGCUAAUCUCUUUUUUCCUCUGUGUAAUUCAUUAUGCUCUGUUAGGGGCGAAACUGACUAAAAGCUUCCCUUCAUUCUAUCACAUUCUCAUCUGUACCUCUAUUUGCAUCCCACUCAUGGUAGUCUCCAGUCUGGCCCUCUUCAUCAAAGGCUACCUUAAAUCACAAAUGCAGAAGCGAGGAAAACUUCUCAAAAUCACCCUGCUUGCCCUGUUUUUCUUCCUCAUCUUCUCUAUUCCACCAAUUGCCAUUUAUCUCAAUGAGACUCUUUUCAAGCACAAGUCUGUCAAUUUAAUUACAUAUGGCUACCUAUGUGCCUGCUUAAACAGCAGUGUUAACCCACUGAUCUAUUUUCUACUAGGGAGAAAGAAGGAACAUCAUUCUACUUACAACCCAAACAUUAUCCUCCAGAAAGUUUUCAAGGAAGAAGAGAAUGAAAAGCCACCAGAGGUCCAGGUUCAUACCUAAAUAUGAUGUACUCAUGAGAGUGAUUAAAAAAAAACAACAACCAUAUUUUUAUAGUGCCCUUCCAGGACCUGAUAAUUAAUUCAGAGAAACCUCUUCUGGCAAAUCCAGUAUUGUCAAAAUGUAAUGCCGAGGAGAUUAGAAAAUUAGUCUUUCAUUUUCUCAACUGUAACAGAGGUUUCCAAGUCAUUGUGAACAGAUCUUGUUGAGAUGACUUGAUGAAACAGCUUAUGGAUUA
Molecule: messenger RNA, 1171 nt
Organism: Notechis scutatus (mainland tiger snake)
Lineage: Eukaryota; Metazoa; Chordata; Lepidosauria; Squamata; Elapidae
Product: mas-related G protein-coupled receptor member H-like
Biological process (GO): G protein-coupled receptor signaling pathway
Cellular component (GO): plasma membrane
Molecular function (GO): G protein-coupled receptor activity
Source: RefSeq, a predicted model, not a curated record